AUGCCACAACUAUAUUUGUUGUUAUUUUUACUAUUUCUACUUAUGAUAUCAGGAUCGGGCAGGAAAGCCGUUUACAGAAGGAAUUCUCGGCAACUACGUCGGCUAAGUCGUAAUUAUGAUUGGGAAAUUGACGAACACGGCGGUUUGAAGCCGUUCAAUCCCAGCAAAGUUGCCAGAGCGGCAGAUGAUCAUAUAUGCGCCAAUGACUCAUAUAUUUUGCAGAAAAUUAUGGCUGGUUAUAACCGUCAUAAAAUUCCUGGAGGCCGCGUUGACGUGCAGGUUGAAGUGUGGGUACAAGAGAUUACAACAAUAUCUGAUAUAACUAGCGAUUUCCAACUCGACAUUUAUAUAUCUGAAAUGUGGCUUGAUCCAGCUUUAGUAUAUAGUGAUUUGAAUCCAUGCAAACAAAAUCUUUCGCUCAACAGUGUUUUACUGGAGAAGCUGUGGACACCAAACUCUUGUUUCAUUAACUCUAAAACUGCUGAUAUUCAUAAGAGCCCAUUUCCCAACAUAUUUCUACUAAUAUAUUCCAACGGCUCAGUAUGGACUAAUUAUCGACUAAAACUUCAAGGGCCAUGCUUGAUGGAUUUGACAAGAUUUCCAUUUGAUAAUGUUACCUGUUCUCUAACUUUCGAGUCCUUUAAUUAUAAUACCGAUGAAGUCUCGAUGUCCUGGACUGAGGCGGGUGUGAGCAAAAUGAGGGAAAAAAUGGAGCUGGCUGAUUACGAAUUGGAGAAAAUCACCAAUGUUCGUAAUGCUGAGCCUUAUCCUGCUGGCUUAUGGCAUGAAUUAACUAUGAUGUUCCAUUUCAAACGUCGAGCAGGCUGGUACAUUUUACAAGCAUAUCUUCCAACGUACCUAACAAUUUGUAUAUCAUGGAUUUCCUUCGCUCUAGGAUCGAAAGCUAUUCCAGCACGUACCAUGUUAGGGGUCAAUAGCUUGUUAGCCAUGACGUUUCAGUUUGGAAAUAUUAUCAGGAAUCUACCACGCGUUUCUUAUGUUAAGGCUAUUGACGUCUGGAUGCUAUCAUGCAUGACAUUUGUGUUUUGUUCUCUAUUAGAGCUUGCUUGGGUAGGGUAUUUAUCACGAGAAGACGAGGAUAAUAUUCCUACCAAUCCACCUACUCCAAACUCGGUGAUGCCUCUCCCAGUGAAAACCUCUCCCCCUCCUCCUCACAAUGACUACCACAGCAACAUGAGCACAAUGCAUCGAAAAAACAAAACGCAAUGUGAGGAAGAAUCAGCGGCUUUACUAUCUCUACGUGAUAAUGAUUAUGGAUAUAUACCACCAGGUUUUGGUUUGAAUGGCAGCUUAGCUUCGGCCAUGCGGUCCUUGGGAGGCCGUUGUUCAUGUGAACCUCAUCCGCAAGGAUAUUCAGCUGUUUUGGAUGAAAUUCCAGAAGCUGAAGAAAGACCUGUUGAAGGCUGUUCAAGACGUCAAAGACGGGAAAGGCUAGCUAAACGUAUUGACACUUUAUCUGCUAUAAUGUUUCCUUCUCUUUUCUCCCUUUUCAACAUAGCAUAUUGGAGUCAUUACCUACGAGAUGGCUGA
Messenger RNA from Auanema sp. JU1783, 1551 nucleotides. NCBI's taxonomy places the organism in Eukaryota, Metazoa, Nematoda, Chromadorea, Rhabditida, Rhabditidae. The record is from the annotation of a GenBank genome assembly.